Lepus europaeus (European hare) is the source of this 1113-nucleotide messenger RNA. RefSeq names its product golgi associated RAB2 interactor 1A (gene GARIN1A). Gene Ontology annotation, cellular component: nucleus. The coding region runs from base 194 to 1072 and encodes 292 amino acids. NCBI's taxonomy places the organism in Eukaryota, Metazoa, Chordata, Mammalia, Lagomorpha, Leporidae. The transcript is spliced from 6 exons. The record is from RefSeq and is a predicted model, not a curated record.
GCGGCUGUGCUCGGGAGCCCUGGUGCGGCUGCAGACAACGCCUCUGCAGGCUUGCUCGCGGCUCUGGGCAGGCCUGGCUGGAGGUUAAGCUCUUCCCCGGCAGCGUCUGCACAGGGCUGCGCGUGACAUGACAGAGACGUGAUGACCGUACCUUGGAAGUGAUCUGUCCCACACCUGGCAAGAAACAGGUGUGAUGUACUGUGCAGUAAAUGCUGUUGGAAGGUUGAGAACCAUCUGGGGAGAUGCAGACACACCGGUUCUAGACUUCAUGUCACACACCAGGAAAAGUUCCAGAUGGAUUGAAGACGUCAAUAGAAAGGUCACUAAGUCCGGGACCAGGAUUGAUAUCUGCGGAAGACCUACCACCAUGAUCCUGGGGGUGACCUCUUCAGUGCCCUCCUUGCCACUCCCUAACGUCCUCCUGAUGGCCAAUGUCACCUGGCCGCACGGUCACUGUUCCACCUGUAACAAGCCUGGAGUUGUCCCAGUCAUCACCCUCAACAGGAUCCUCCCCCUGAAGUACGUGGAGCUGCGGAUCUGCGACCGGCUCCAGCGCAUCCUGAGGGUCAGGACAGUCACCGAGAAGAUCUACUACCUGAGGCUCCACGAAAAGCACCCAGAGGCCGUGUUCCAGUUCUGGAUCCGCCUGGUGAAAAUCCUGCAGAACGGGCUGUCCAUCACCACCAAAGACCCAAGAAUCCAGUUCACCCACUGCCUAGUGCCCAAGAGGCCCAGCAGCUCCCCGGAAGCAACACCCGAGAGCAGCUCCCCGUCAUCCUCCCAGCCCAGCGAGACCCUCAUGCUGCUGGCGGCCGAGCAGACCAGCGGCAGCUUCUCAGAACUCUCAGGGAGGGCCCAGUUCACAGCCGACAGGAGCAUCGCCCCCGCCAUCGACAUAGCCGAUUCCAACAGCUGCGACUCCGUGCCCUCGCUGGUGGCAUCGCAGGUCCAUCUGAACAUCCCCAUGAGGGCCGCCCUGAGCCACAGCCUCUGGGAACAAGAGGACCCGGAUGAGCACCGCAUGCAGGCUCCAGUAGCCAGUUCCCUAGGACAGAACUUUCUGGGACCCUGACACUUUGCCCCCAUGGGGCGGCGGUCUUCCCUGGCUCUUGA